Exaiptasia diaphana is the source of this 2589-nucleotide messenger RNA. RefSeq names its product beta-sarcoglycan. The coding region runs from base 123 to 986 and encodes 287 amino acids. NCBI's taxonomy places the organism in Eukaryota, Metazoa, Cnidaria, Anthozoa, Actiniaria, Aiptasiidae. Gene Ontology annotation, biological process: muscle organ development. Gene Ontology annotation, cellular component: sarcoglycan complex; sarcolemma. The transcript has 7 exons. The record is from RefSeq and is a predicted model, not a curated record.
UUUUUUGGUACUCGAUGCAACGCUCUGUUGACAGUUGUAGACGACUUUAGUUGUUGAACUCUUCGGUGUGUGUAAAACUUCAAUGUUUUGCCAAGAUUACCGACAUUACCUACUUUUUAAGUAUGGCUGCAAAUAACCGACAAAAUAAUCAAAAUCUUGUGGAUGAUGAUUCACUUAAUUAUGUCAACAACUUUGAUGCUGGUCAGUCUAAAGUUAAAGAAAGUUCCCUUCACAAGACUGGAAUAAGAGGAACAAAAGUGUGGAUAUUAAUUGCAGUUUUGGUUAUUGCUCUUUUAAUCUGCAUCAUAAACUUAGUGAUACUGGCUGUAAUAUAUGGUGUUAUCAGAAUUGACAAAGAUGGUGUGGAAUCAAUUUCAUUCUUUGAUAAUGGUAUGAUAAGGUUUACCAAGCCAAGUGACCUUGAAACAGUAACAGUUUAUCGCAARUCUAUUGGGGGAUUUAAUAACAGAGACCUUGCCAUUGAAACCACUCAAAACAAGAUAACUUUACAUGGUGGUCAUACUAUUCGUAGCUCACAAGUUGAAGUUUCCAAUGGAAAUACGUCAAUAAUCGCCAAGAAUGGRUUCAAGUUUGUUGACCCAUUUGCCAAAAAAGAAAUCGUGUCGUUUGAUGGUAGCAAUAUCCAGUUCUUACAAGAAUCAGUCACUGGUCAGGAUGUGCAUAUUGACACUAUUCGAUCGCACAGGAUCGUGAGCAAUGAAUUUCAAAACCUGACUCUAAACUCCGACAAGUCAAUCAUUGUUCAGGGUAGUGAAGGGAUUCACAUGGACGGGAAGACAAUACUUUUUGACUCAGCGUUGGAUAUCAACGUUACUUCAAGUCAGGCAAUCAAGAUGGACGCCAAGGCAUUCACUUUGAAGUCCAGUAAACAAGCAACGAUGAGGUUGUGUAUAUGUCGUCAUUCGGGGCUGCUCUUUACAAGUGAAACGACUUCAAGCUGUUCAGUAGGAUCAAAUCCCUGCUAGUUAGAACUGCCAAAAAGUAUAGAUUUAGUUAAAGCAUUUUACAAUUCUUUUCUACRUUAUUCGUACUAAUUUUCGCGAGAACUUACUAGUAAUUUCGAGAAUUUGGAACCCAAAUUUUCGGAAGCAUUAAUUUUCGCGAUUUUGAAAAAAAGGAUAAAUUUAGUGCAUUUAAUUUCGCGAAAAUUGAAAAACAAGAGGACAGARAAUCCUUUUUUAUUGAAUGAUUAUUCAAACAGUAAURGAUUUUCAACCAAAAUUUCAUAUAAAGACUGUUAUAGAAGUGUUUAAAUUUCGCGCGUUUAAUUUUCGCGGAUCCUUUUUUCGCGAGGUUUCAAUUUCGCGGUUUCUUUUAAAUUGCGAAAAUCGCGAAAUUAAAGGCCUARUGUGCCCCAUUAUGCUUUGGGGCCCUCGGGCGGRCAUUUCCAGUUGACCGAAAGUCUAUUUAUUGUACUGUGCGUUUCGAAUCUUUGACCAUCUCACUUUAAGCACUUUAAACGAUAAUAUUGGAGUUUGCAGCCAUCUUACUUCGUUUUAUGGUGAUAUUUAAAUACUAGAAGUACUUUGGUGUAAAGCAUAACAAUAACAGAUGCUCGCAAAGCAUAAUGGUGCACACUGGGCUUUUAAGUCCUCGCGAAAAUUAUUACGAAUGAGGUAGUACUACCCUGUUGACUUCUUCCAGUCCAAACGAGACUGAAAAACUAAACUGAAUUAAAAUAAAGUAGGGUAGGGAUAAGCAAAUUGUUAGGUCAGGUGUCUACACAGAUGUGCAUAAUAAUAAUGCUUCAAAAGUUUGAGAUAUUUGUACGUUUUAAACCGAAAAAAUCAUUAGGAUCCCACUGAUGARCUAGUACAUUCUAAUUGAUGUAAUUUAUAUACAAAAGCAAGCACUUAUCACAAUAUGUGGGAAUAACGCGGUUUUCUAAGCUUUUCAUUUGCCUUGGAGCUUAGAAAUUGACAGGCCAAUUCGCGUUAAUACAACUGUUUUCAUCUUUGCAAUUCUUUCGACUGGAACAAAUUUCGAGACAAAUCGUCAUUCCCGCUUUGUAAUAAAACGAAAAGUAUUUAAGUAGUCGUAUUUAAAAUAUUCCCAAACUGAAAGUUAUCAGAAGACACAGAUUCACGAAGCUCUUUGUAGAGUAAAUCAAGCCGAAAUGCACUGAAACAAGAAACGUAAAAAUAUAUAUUAACAAAGUCUGGAUAAAAAUCAAUAAAUAUUUUUAAUAUGUGGUAACGUAGUUACAGGUUGGGUUAAACUCUCUUAGAGUCAGUGGAAUAAUCCGGUUAUACUGUCGUAUACUGGUGUUAAGAGAUCGGUGCAUUGGUUUGGUCAUACUGCGCACCUAUUGACAGAAUUUUUUUAAUGGUUCCGUUUUUAAAUACCUAAUAAAUUUAUAAAAUCCUUUUGGUCAUGUAUCUGCCGCUAUUUGAUUAACUUUCUACUAAAGGAUUUUAUCUGAGGAGUUCAAUACAGUCAUACAGUCAUCAUAUACAAGCGUUUAGAGACCCGUCCAUGGUUUUGGUCAUACUUCACGCCUAUUGGUUGAAUUUUUGUUAAGGUUCCGUUUUUAAAUAUCUAAUAAAUGCAUUCAUUUUUUCAUUGUUU